CCAGGCCUGUUUAUGCGCAUGCGUGCAUAGUUAUGAAUUUAUUAGCAAAAAGGUCCAUGCAUGGCCAUGGAGCCUCGAACUGAAUGGAGGAUAAGACAGUGGUAACAGUGUUUUGGUUCCCGCCCCAUAUUGCAUUGUGUACAAACGUGCAUAUAAGCGAUAGAACACGCAGGGCACCGUACACAUGCCGCUUUGAGUUCUGUGGGAGAGGAACUUCGCUUCAUUUUUGCUUCAUUUGAGCUGGAAGGAACCGCAUCCACAUUGCAAAUAUGCCGUUCAGCUACGUGAGAAAGAGUUUUUUUGCCGCUCAACCCUCGACGACACGAGGUUCUCCAUUUAUCCUCGGUGGGGAUCCAAAAGGCAAAAAAUUCCUGUAUGUGAACGAGAAAAAUGUCUUCAUCAGAGACAUUGAGAAUCCUGCAAUAUGCGACAUGUAUUGCGUGCACGAAAUAAUUCUGACCGUAGCCAAGUAUGCUCCCAGUGGUAACUACAUAGCAUCUGCAGGUACGUGUUGAGCAUGUUUGGGUUUG
Messenger RNA from Patiria miniata (bat star), 530 nucleotides. Its product is annotated as actin-interacting protein 1-like. The record is from RefSeq and is a predicted model, not a curated record. The transcript has 3 exons. Gene Ontology annotation, molecular function: actin filament binding. Lineage: Eukaryota; Metazoa; Echinodermata; Asteroidea; Valvatida; Asterinidae. Gene Ontology annotation, biological process: positive regulation of actin filament depolymerization; locomotion; actin filament depolymerization. Gene Ontology annotation, cellular component: cortical actin cytoskeleton. Bases 270 to 515 code for a protein of 81 amino acids.